Closterium sp. NIES-65 is the source of this 957-nucleotide messenger RNA. The record is from the annotation of a GenBank genome assembly. NCBI's taxonomy places the organism in Eukaryota, Viridiplantae, Streptophyta, Zygnematophyceae, Desmidiales, Closteriaceae.
AUGGGCGGUGCACGCGCUUCGGCCGCUGCUGCAGGCCUUGCGGGUGGUUCGGAACCUGCUGGCAGGCUCGGCGGCCAAUCAGGACGCGUUCCUGAGCUUCUUGGAAACUUCUGCGGCGGUGGUAGGCAGCAGCAGCAGGCAGUGUGGGACAGGUGCUUUCCAGGAACCUUCUCCCGGAUUGCAGCAGCAGGGGGGGCGGCAGGGCGGGCGGCGGGGGUGCGGUCGGCACUGUGCAUGGUACUGUUCACGUGUGUGCGGACCAAUCAGAAAGCAGCGCCGGAUUUGGGAGGAUCAGCAGAAGGGGUUGAUUUGGUGGGCAGGGUUUUGCGAGGGGAGAUGGGGAAGUGGAGGAUGAGCGGGGAAAGAGGGGAUGGAGAUGGGGGAAGGGAAGAGGAGGUAGAAGAAGAGGGGUUGGGAGAGUGGGAGGAGAGGGAGGAGGGAUGGGGAUGGCUCCCUCCCAACCCACAUGAUCAUGACUCCCCCGCCUCCUCUAUAGACCCCUGGCUCAGCCUCCUCCUGGAGCGCCUGUGCCUUCGUGGAAGCUUCUUCAAGCCGCUUUUCACUGGUCUGGGCAGGGAGGGGGAAACGGAGAGAGAGGGGGAAGAGGGGGAGCAAGAGAAAGGCGGUGGGGAUGGGAAGAGAGAGGAGCGUUCGUCCCUGACGCAGCUUGAUGGGGGGCGGUGCAGGUGGGAGCAAGCGGGGCUGCUGUGGGGGGUGUGGGGGGCACUGGCAGCAGUGGCAGAAGCACAGGGCGUUUCAGCUGGGGUUGGGGGAGGGGCGAAAGGGGAGAGUGAGGAGAGCGAGGAGAGCAACCCCGAGAACGCUGCUGACGUGACGGCACUGGAGGUGAGAGGCGGGGCGCGGACAGAGGGGUUGAGAGAGAUGGGGUUGGCUGUGGAGGUGGAUGAGAGGAGUGGGCGACCGAAGCUGAGGAAUAUUGGUGUGGAUGGAAAGUGA